AUGCGGUUACCGCGGCUCGUGCGGCUCGUAUGGCUCGUGGUAAUAAUCAUGAGGACCCAGAUUUUAAUGCAGUUCGCGGUCGACACAUACAUCAAGAUCGAAAGCUCGCGGCUGGACUACAUAUGGGCUCAUCAGAAGGAGUUAAGGGCGGACCUGUACCAAGGCUUGGUGGACAGCGUGCAUGCCGGGGAGGGUAGAGCGGACGUAGUUGGAAAAUGGACCGUGCUGGCUACAUCAUUUAUCAGUGAACCUCGGGAUAAUAGGCAUCGAUACAUGGAUGCUAUGGCUUUAGUGCGAAAGGCGAAGCUAGAGGAACUAAAAAAGCAGUUGCUUGAUAAGCACAUGCUUGGCAAGGUGAAGGCCUACGUCUAUGUGGUUGAGUUCCAAAAGAGGGGUCUACCGCAUGCCCACUUCCUGCUCAUCAUGAAGGGGCGGUACAAGCUCACAUGUCCAGAGCAAUAUGAUUGUAUCAUCUCUGCCGAGCUCCCGGACAAGCGUAACUACCCAGAGCUAUACAAGAUGGUUGUCAAGCAUAUGAUGCAUGGCCCUUGCGGUGUGCUGAACCAUGAUUGCCCGUGCACGAAGGACCGUCCGUCAUGCAAGAAUCAUUACCCGCGGUCUUUCAACAUGACUACCUUACAAGGAAAGGACUCCUACCCGGUGUAUAGGAGACGUGAUGAUGGCCGGCAUGCAAUGGUUCGAAAACACGAGCUAGACAAUAGGUGGGUUGUCCCAUACAACCCUUACCUCCUACGGCUGUUCAACUGUCACAUCAAUGUUGAGGUAUGCUCGAGCAUAAAGGUCGUUAAAUACCUAUUCAAGUACAUAUACAAGGGCCAUGACCGGGCGUCUGUGUCUGUGAACGAGGCUGACAAGGCUGACAGGAACGGCAAUAUCGAUGAGAUCAGGCAGUAUAGGGACGCGAGAUGGGUGACCCCCCCGGAAGCCUUGUGGAGGAUAUACGGCUUUGACCUGAGCAAGAACUCACCACCUGUGAUGCAACUACAACUUCAUCUCCCGAAUAUGCACAUGGUUUCGUUUCAAGAGGGCCAAGAUAUCCAAGAAGUGCUCAAUCGGGAAGAUGCUGAUAAGUCAAUGCUGACAGAGUAUUUCAAGGCGAACAAACAACGAAGGAGACGAGAAGGUGGACAAGUUGGUAGGAUCAUGUCAGCUCUUCCAGUCGAGGGGGAACGCUACUAUUUGCGGGUUCUCCUAAACCACGUGACUGGCACCACCUCCUUUGAUGACCUAAGGAAGGUUUACGGCAAGAUCCUACCUACCUUUCGUGAAGCCGCAGAGAGAAGGGGCCUGAUCGAGGCAGACAACACAUUGGAUGAGUGUCUUACGGAAGCCGAGUUGUUUCAGAUGCCACCAUCGCUCCGAAGGCUCUUCGCAACAAUAUUGGUAUUCUGUGAGCCUAGCGACGUGCGUGGACUCUGGAACAAGCACUUUGAGGCAAUGUCUGAAGACUAUCGCCGCAGCAAUCCAUGCACACUCGCGACCCAACAAAUGGUUUUAAUAGAUAUCAGAAACAUGCUACAGUCAAUGGGUAAAGAUAUACGAUCAUUCCCUCUUCCUGAGAUCGACGAGGCACAUGACACGGCAAACGGUGUGCCUAGGGAGAUCUUUGAGGAGUCUACGAUUGAGCUUGACCAUGAGGACGCAACUCUGUUGGACUCCCUCAACACCGAGCAGAGGGCCGCCUAUGAUGAGAUUCUAUCUACUGUUGACAGUGACGAGGGCGGUGUGUUUUUUAUGGAUGGACCAGGAGGGACAGGGAAGACUUUUCUGUACAAGGCGUUGCUUGCAACGAUACGAGGGUAG
This is a messenger RNA of Phragmites australis (common reed), 1824 nucleotides long. RefSeq lists its product as uncharacterized. The transcript is spliced from 5 exons. Gene Ontology annotation, molecular function: DNA helicase activity. Bases 1 to 1824 code for a protein of 607 amino acids. NCBI's taxonomy places the organism in Eukaryota, Viridiplantae, Streptophyta, Magnoliopsida, Poales, Poaceae. Gene Ontology annotation, biological process: telomere maintenance; DNA repair. The record is from RefSeq and is a predicted model, not a curated record.